CGUGUCUUAACUCCAGACCAUUAAGUCCAAUGAGUGACAAUCCCAAUGAAUUAAGCGCUUUAACACCCGGCCAUUUUCUUAUUGGCGCCCCUCUGCUCUCACCCCCGGAACCAGACUUUUCUAGUCGAUCACUUAGCUACGCCAACAGAUGGCAAAAAUUAAAUGUACUCCACCAUCAUUUCGCAUGCAGAUGGAAAGAAGAGUCUUUAAAAGAAUUACAUAAACGCAUAAAAUGGAAACACCCCCAAAGAAACUUUGCUGUUGGUGACCUCGUUGCAAUAAAGAAAGAUCAUCUUCCCCCAAAUGAAUGGCGUCUUGGUCGUAUAAAAAAAGUUUCCCCUGGUCAAGACAAUAAAGUCAGAGUGGCAGAAAUUAUCACCGCAACUGGUCCUAUAACAAGGCCAAUUCACUAUGGCUCCACAACACCGUCAAAGACGUAAUUUAAUUGAAAGAAGAACUUUGUCUCCCAUAACAGAAAGACGAAGAUAUCAACGUCAUCAACCAGACUGCCGCUUGUGUAAAAGAGACCAUCCUUUGCGUACUUGCUAUAAAUUUAACAACAUGAAUAUAACCAACAAACUAAAGAUCGUCAAACAAUAUAAAUACUGUCAAAACUGUCUGGCACACAGUCACGUCCUGGCAAUAUGUCGUAGCUCAGAAAGAUGUCACAAGUGUCACCAAAAACACCAUACUCUCUUACAUUACCAUGCACUUGUCAGGCCAACACGGAUCAUUAGUACUAAUCCAGAGGGUAAUCUGCUCCAGUCAACAGUUUUGCGGCCAACUGUAAUAGUAAAAAUCAAGCUCGGUGGCGAGUGGCGUGAUGUACGUAGCAUUAUAAAUCCAUCACUUGAAACUAGCCAAAUCGCUGAAUUCCUAACAACCCGUUAUCAUCUCCCGCUUGAAAGGUCAAGCUCUCGCCGCAGUUGCAAGAUCACCUUUAAACCACACUUCGUCAAUAGACCGGUGGUCGUUGUUAAUGUUUUAGUAACGAAAGAGUUACCACAAUUUCCAAGGCCGAUGGAGUUAGAUGCAUCAGUUGCUGAGCCCUACAAAAAUCUGCAUCUAGCGGAUCCUAGAUUUUACAUCUCUUCAGAGGUCAACCUGAUUCUCGGCGCUGACGUCUACCCACAUAUCAUUAAGUCGGAAAUUCGUCCACCCACACUCACCUCACCGAUGGCCCAGGAUACUGUAUUAGGCUGGAUCCUAAUAGGAAAAGUUCGCCGUUCAUGAGUUACAUGUAUAUAAUACAUAAAAAAUUGUUAUUAAAAUUUUGAA
This is a messenger RNA of Lucilia cuprina (Australian sheep blowfly), 1278 nucleotides long. RefSeq lists its product as uncharacterized. Lineage: Eukaryota; Metazoa; Arthropoda; Insecta; Diptera; Calliphoridae. The record is from RefSeq and is a predicted model, not a curated record. The transcript has a single exon. Bases 412 to 1233 code for a protein of 273 amino acids.